Salmo salar (Atlantic salmon) is the source of this 4130-nucleotide messenger RNA. NCBI's taxonomy places the organism in Eukaryota, Metazoa, Chordata, Actinopteri, Salmoniformes, Salmonidae. The record is from RefSeq and is a predicted model, not a curated record.
AGCCAUUGUGGCUGUGGUAACUAGUAACAACCUGUUCGCUCGGGCUUUUUCCGGUAUCGGGCUCGGUUGUGUGCGUUAGGCUCCAUUUGCUAGUGCCACUCGGGCGCAGCUCACUCGCUCGUUCGUUGACACGCCAAAAAAACAACAAAAAAAAACACUGUUGCCAAUUUUAAUCGAUUUUACAACUUGAGGAUUUCUUCAUCCGCUCUCACGGAUAUAAACACCGUAUGCAGGGAUCGGACAGCGCAGGGCUGCAGUGCAGCGUUUGAAACGACCUUAUUCAAAUCACGGGAAGACGGGAAGCGAUUUCCGUGGAUUUUAAUUUUUUUGGGGGAGAUUGUUCAGUUGCUAGCUAGCUAGCUCGGCUCUAGCUCGAAAGCACAAAUUCCCAAGUAUACAUGGGCUAAUCAACCGUUUUUGAUUUCCUCGCUAGCUAGCACACUAACGUUUUAUUAGGCAAGGUGGUGGUUUAGUUACCCGGGUAUUGGAGAAUAACGUCGAGUUUCUAUUUUUAUAAUCAACGGUGCUGGCUAGCUAGCCCGAAAGCUUUAUUUAAAUAUAUAUAUAUUUAACGUUAUAUACGUCAACGAAGGUCAGGGUUCGUGUGUGUGUGGGGGCUAACUUGGCCUGAAGUUGAAGUCUCGGAUUUUAUUUAGUUCAAUAACGUUAUCUGUGUGAUUUCCGUUAACGUUAGUUUGUCAUUGAAUGAAAACCGAGCUAACGAGGUUAUUAGCUAGCUGUCCGUAGCCUUGACACCGCACUGAUAACGUUCGCUUAGAAUAUGUGCUUCCUCAAAUGUAGCAACUACUAGCCGACGUUAAUGUGGUUUGUUUUUCUGGGGGGGGGGCAGGACUUUGCAUUUUAUUAACGCGAACUGUAGCUAGCUAGACAACUCCAUAGCUAACGUUAAUGCUGGUGACUAGCCAUCUGAGACGUAUUUGCUAGCUUGUGUUGCCGGCAGAAAUAGUAUUACCCAGUGAGUUGAAACGGUUGAACUCUGGACCCCCCCCCUUAUUUUCCAGCGCUGUGUUGACAUGGGAAACACACUUGUACGCUAGCUGUCUGGCUAGCUAAUUCAGCGGCUAAUGAAGGAAUCAACUUGUUGAUCACACAGCGUGUGUGUGUCUAACACAGUUAGCUAGUAGACGGUGGUUUUUACCACUGCUAGCUAAAUGAACACAAGAUCCUGAAACUAUUUUUAUUCGUCUUCCUCUCUUCACUUAUUUUCUACAACAUCCCUGAAAAUGUCGGCCAGGACGCCAUUGUUGGCCGUCAUUGAAAAUUCGUCAGGUGGCCAGGACACCAAGGCGGGGGGCCGUCCCAGCAUGCCGCGAUGUCGGAACUCGGUUGCCACGACGGCGGAGGAGACCCCUCACAUCGGUAACUAUCGGUUGCUGAAGACCAUUGGCAAGGGCAACUUCGCAAAAGUCAAACUGGCACGCCACGUCCUCACCGGGAAAGAGGUGGCUGUAAAGAUUAUUGAUAAGACACAACUCAACUCUUCCAGUCUGCAGAAGCUCUUCCGAGAAGUGAGAAUCAUGAAGCUGUUGAAUCAUCCUAACAUAGUGAAGUUAUUUGAAGUGAUUGAGACAGAGAAGACAUUGUAUCUGGUCAUGGAGUAUGCCAGUGGAGGGGAGGUGUUUGAUUACCUGGUCGCUCAUGGGAGGAUGAAAGAAAAGGAGGCACGUGCCAAAUUCAGACAGAUUGUGUCAGCGGUCCAGUACUGUCACCAGAAGUGUAUUGUCCACAGAGAUCUGAAGGCUGAGAACCUACUCCUGGACUCUGACAUGAACAUCAAGAUAGCAGACUUUGGCUUCAGUAAUGAGUUUGUAAUGGGCAGUAAGCUGGACACGUUCUGCGGCUCUCCUCCCUACGCCGCCCCAGAGCUGUUCCAGGGGAAGAAGUACGACGGACCAGAGGUGGACGUCUGGAGCCUGGGGGUCAUCCUGUACACGCUGGUGUCAGGGUCGCUGCCCUUCGAUGGACAGAACCUCAAGGAGUUGAGAGAGCGUGUGUUGAGGGGGAAAUACCGUAUUCCGUUCUACAUGUCUACAGACUGUGAAAACCUACUGAAGAAGUUCCUGAUCCUCAACCCCACCAAGAGAGGCAGCCUGGAGCAGAUAAUGAAGGAUAGGUGGAUGAAUGUGGGUCAUGAAGAGGAGGAAUUGAAACCGUACAUAGAACCAAUGCCUGACUACAAGGACCCCAAGAGAACAGAGAUCAUGAUUCAGAUGGGUUACUCCAUGGAGGAGGUGCAGGACUCGCUGGUCAACCAGAAAUACAACGAAGUCAUGGCCACGUAUCUACUACUGGACUACACCAACCACGAGCUGGAUGAGGGUAUCAUUAAGCCCCGCCCAGGAAAUGAACUCUCGAAAAGUAGCGCCCCGUCCCCGCCCAGCAAGGUACAGCGCAGCGUAUCGUCCAACCAGAAACCUCGCAGAGCCACUGACCAAGGGUCUUCUGCCAGGGGGCGUGGUCAGGGGGACAACAAGGAGGAUUCUGGGAGGAAAGGAUCUGGCAGCUCGGCCAAAGUUUUGACCAGCCCUCUGACUAAGUGUUAUGUUUUGCUGCUCCUAACCAUGCUUAUCCCAUCCACGCCCUGCCCGCCCUCACACACUCCUGUCAUGCAUGUGUGUGUGUGUGUGUCGGGCGGGCGCUCCCCUUCCCCUACCAGCCUGAACACCCCCGGGUCCCGAGCCUCCACCUCGUCUGCUGCUGCCAUCCUCUCCUCUUCCUCCUCUUCCUCCCGUCCCCGCCACCACAAGUCCCUGUCCACCACCAACCACCCCUGUCCGCCUCCCGGCCCUGACUUCCACGCACUGCAUCACCGGCCCAGCACUCCCCACCAGAGACCACCUGGCGCGUCCCCCUCAGCCCACAACAUCAGCAGCUCCGCGGUGACGGACCGGACCAACUUCUCCCGGGGGGUGGCCAUCCGCAGCACCUUCCACGCAGGACAGCAGAGAGGUGCCAGAGACCAGCAGGGUUCUCCGGGGGCGCCAGUUUCCCCCUCCCUCAGCCACGGUAACAGCCAGACCAGAAGACCUGGGGCCACCGGUAUCUUCUCCAAGUUCACCUCCAAAUUCGUACGCAGAAAUCUCUCCUUCAGAUUUCUGAGAAGUCCGUAUGAGGGAGAGGGUCAGGAUGAGGAAAGCAGGUCGAUGCUGAGCAGCACCGUCGACAAAUCAGAGAAGAGCGGCGUCCUAGGCUCCUCCCAUAGCGGCAGCGGAGACGAGAACAAGGAUAACUCCUCCCCUGUUUCCGGUACCGCCACCCCGCCACCGAAGGACCCGUCGACCAAACCGCGUUCCCUCCGGUUCACCUGGUCCAUGAAGACCACGUCCUCGUUGGAUCCCGGGGAGAUGAUGAGAGAGAUCCGGAAGGUUCUAGAAUCCAACAGCUGUGAGUACGAGCUGCGGGAGCGCUACAUGCUGCUGUGCAUCUUCGGGAACCCUUCCCGCGACGACUUCGUCCAAUGGGAGAUGGAGGUGUGCAAGCUGCCCCGCCUCUCACUGAACGGCGUGCGCUUCAAAAGGAUCUCCGGGACGUCGAUCGCGUUCAAGAACAUCGCGUCAAAGAUCGCUAACGAGCUCAAACUGUGAGACGGAGAGAGGGAUGGAGAGAUGAGGGGUUUUACACAUGUGGAUAGAGGAAUGGAGGGAAGGAGAGAAUGAUUCUGCACUGAGAGUAGUGCUGGGUAGGUGGGAGGGGUUUGAGAAGCUAAUGGGUGGAGUGACUGUUCUUCUGGGGGGAGGGGGGGUUCUGUCUAGUUUUUUCCCUCUGUUGAGGUUUGUGUUUUAGAACCUCGCUGGGUUCUCUAGCUGGGGUUCUCGUCUUCUAGAUCCACUGCAUGUUGGUUCUGCCGCUCUCUCUUUUCACCUGGUGGUUGUACACACUCUGCCUCUCUCUCGCUGCCCCACACACUGUACUGUACUGAGGGGAGGCCUAAGUCUGAACACUCCUUCAUACCUGCUCCGAGGCUCUUCUCCUGUCGGUUCUACUUAAAUGGGUUCUAGACUGGGUUACACAGAGUUCUAAAGAGAACAGAGCGGACUGACUUGAUGCUGGAAAUAAACUAACUCAACGCUGGAACGGUUCUCCUGGGUUCUACUGUUCUCUGACCCAAA